GCGGCUUCUUGUAAGGCUGUGUCUGAUCGGCGUCGUCAGAUAGUAGGUAAUUAGCACGCGAGUGCGCACAACCGAGCUCCCUUCUCCGGCAUCUCCUUUGCAGUCAAGUAGUGUCUUGACGGCUGGAUUGCCUGGGUUGCACAAUACGACCCCGGAACGGUCUCCGAGUCUCUAAUUAACCGUGCCGGAUUUCGUGAAUCUCUGCCGAUUUCUUCACCACCUUGGCCUACUUCAGUCGUCCCUUCGGUAACGUCUAAAGACUUAACACCUGUCCAAGGACGCCGAGGCAUCGGUACGGCAUAUCCCGUCGGGCGUAUUUGCUGCGCUGAGCGACUUCCAUUCCCUGACUUCAACGUACAAGUCAUGGGCGAUAUGGAUCGCGGCCGGGAAAGCGGCAGCAUGCUCCCGGCUCCCGGUUUCAGUCAUGGCAUGAAUAUCAACGGGACUGAGAAUGCCAAGCAGCAAGCCAUCGGAGAAAUGCACAGCACUCGAACCCACGACGAAAUUGCUGCUGGCGUGGUCAACAAAAUUGAGUCCCAGGUCAACAACCAUUUCCACGUCUCGGGCCGAGCGGGGAUGGUAGGACUGUCCCCGUUCCUCAGCGCAUCGAAAAGCUUGACUAUGGAACCGACAUGCGACGACAUGAUCAACUGGCUCAUGCGUCAGCCGAGCCAGACUCCUUUGGAUCCUAGCCAGCACCACAAGAGUCUCGUCAGGCAAGUAACAGAAGGGACGGGUAGGUGGUUCCUGACAGAUGAGAAGUUUCUUGACUGGAUAGAUGCUUCAAGUUCUUCGAGCAGGUUCCUGUGGAUACACGGCAUACUUGGAUCUGGCAAAACCAUGCUCCUCUCCCUUGCCAUCGACUUGAUCGAGGCAAAGACGGAAAGCCAGGACGAUAUUGCCUGCGCAUAUUUCUAUUUCCAGGAGGGAGAAGAAUAUCCGGCAUCGCCCGCGCGCAUAUGGGCAACCAUGUUAAUCCAGCUGCUUCGGCAGUCCAAAUACCUCGCAGACGAAUUGAAGAUGAAGUGGGACUACUUCCGCGAGCUUGAUGGGCCCGAAACUCUCAAGCUCUUGAUAGCACAGGCUGCCACGUUUUCAACGGUUUACGUGGUCAUGGACGCCCUGGACAGCUGCCGGAACGCACCGGACGAAAAGAUCGAAAAAGGUGUCCUGGAUGCCAUCAAGGCCUUCCCAUCCCGAAUUCGCGUUCUCUUCUCCUCCAGAACGGACUGGGUCGGCCAAGAAAUUGGAGUCGAUCAGAAGCUGAGUAUUACGCCAACGAGGGAUGACGUGACAGCAUAUGUGAAAGAGCGGAUCAAGGACGACGGAUUCCUGGAGAGCCUGCUGGUGAAUCCCCAAGACCAAGACGAAGUAGUCACAAAUGUCACCGAGAUGACGCUAGCCCAGAAAAUGUUUCUCUUGGCUAGGCUGCACAUGGACAACCUCCGCAAGCAGGAUCCGGUCCUCGGAAUCACGGCGGCGUUGGAGCAGCUGCCCGAUAGCGCAUUUAAAGUCUUCGAGACGUCUGCGAAGCGAAUCGCCCACAAGGUCGAGGAAAACGGCGAAAGCACUUUGAGCCUCCUGGCCGUGCACAGUCUGACCUGGGUGGUGCAUGCGAAGUCAAAGUUGAACGCGCAGCAAGUCCUCGACGGCUUUGCGGUUCGUACCGGACAUCGACGACCCCAGGUCGACAUCAUGACUUCGUGCAAUGGAUUGGUCAUCACGGACCCAGACAAGGAGACACUCAGCCUCGUUCACAAAUCGGCACAGAUGCACCUAGAGACGUACAAUAUCAUACCAAAGACAGCACACUUGGAGAUUGCCAAAACGUGUCUGCUUUACCUUAAUAGCCGAGACCCCAGCCCGUGCGACCAUCGGCAGGAGGGCAAACCUCCGGCCGAUACCCUCACUCUACUGCAAUACGCCGCGGAGCAUUGGUGGGAGCAUCUCAUUCUUGCUGGUCCUGACGGGGUCGACCAAGACGCGCGGAGUCUGACGCACUUGUUCCUGAAGGAUAGCUCCAAGCUGGCUAGGGCGUUCGGAGCUAUGGAUAGAACAAAGCUGGGUGUUUUUGACGGCAUGACGGGCCUGCACGCCGCUGCCCACUUUGACCUGCCGCCCAAGCCUUUGCUAGAACGGCUCAUAGACAUGAAAGUCAUGGACGUCAACGCCAAGUGUUCGGACGGCCAGACGGCCCUGCACUGGGCAGUUCGAUACGGAAGGGUCGACCUCCUACGGCUCCUCAUUGACAAAGAAGCGGACCCAAACAUGCGCGACGAGGCCGGCGACACAGCCCUCCACAAGGCCCUCCUGGGACCAACAGGAGGCGAUGUGCCCCUCCACAAAGCCAUCAUGAGGUCGGCCGAUGACGAUGACGGCGUGGCCGAGGCCUUGAUAAAGGGUCGUGCGAGGCUUGACAUCCUCAAUUCUCGACGCCGUUCUCCCCUAUCAUUGGCCAUCUGCUACGGGCCCACGUCCGUGGCCAUGCUAAUGGUGGAGAGCCAGGACGACAUCAACGCCGAAAUCUUCGACGGCUACUGGACAUCAUUGCGGCAUAUAUUCUACCACGGUCAGGACAUUGUCCAGCAGCUGAAUACGAACAACGCGGCGUCGCUGGACAGCAAACGCUCGGUCCAACUGCGGCACAUGGUCAAGCGCCACGCCCGCCUCCUGACCGACUCACUCCUCCGUCGUGGAGUAGAUCUAAACCGCCCAUCGGCGGUGGAUGGUUGGACACCGCUCAUGCACGCCGCCAAGACUGGUGACCUGUCCAAGCUCCGCCGGCUGCUGGCGCGAGAGCCCAACCCGGCCGAUGUCCACCUGCAAAGCCAGGAGGGAAAGCCGCCUCUAUGGGGAGCCGUGUUCCACAAGAAGACAUCCGCGGUUCGGCUGCUAACAGAGCACGGCGCAAGGGUUAACGACAGAUACAAUGACGGUUCGACGCCGUUGAUCACAGCCAUCGAAAACAAAGACUGCGAAACGGCAGAGCUGCUCCUUCGGCUCGGGGCCGACGCGAAUGCGGGAACGGCCGGCGGAAAGUCGACGCCGCUGAUCAAGUCCGUUAAGAUUCGCGACCGUGGAACUGUCUGGUUGCUGCUCAACGCAAAGCAGAUCCGGCUGGACGACUGCGACGCCACCGGCUGGUCGGCCCUCCUCCACGCCGUCAAAAACCGGGACAGAGACCUCGUCUGGCUUCUGCUUGUUAAGGGUGCCUCGGCAACGAGUAAAGUCCGGGAUAACCGGACGAGCGCUGGCAAACCCACCCCAUCCCCCCUCGAACUAGCUAUAACCUGCGACGACUUCCACACGGCAUGGCUUCUCUGCGAGCACGGUGCCGUGCCCACCGUCGCGAAUCACGAUGGCUCCACAUCACUGCACCGCGCUGUGCUAAGCGGCCGCGAUGACAUCGUGGCCAUGCUCGCCACUUACGCGUCGCCAUCGUCGUCGCUCGAUACCCCAGACGCCCGGGGGGGCAACACGGCUCUGGCGCUGGCCACACUCCAGCAGCGGCCCGCCGCGGUGGAGGCGCUCCUCCGGCACGGUGCCUCGCCGAGCGUCACCGACGCGCAGGGCCUGACGGCGCUGCAUCACGCCGCCCGCCUCGGGUUCGACAAGGGCCUGGGCCUGCUUUUGAGCGCCGGUGCCGACCCAAACGUGACGGACAAGAUGGGCUUCACGCCGCUGCACCACGCCGUCAACGACCCCUACGCCACGCCGGACACGGUGGGCGUGCUGGUGAAACGGGCGGCCAACCUGGAGGCCCGAGAUAGGAACAGCCGGACGCCACUGAUGCUUGCGGCGCAGCUGGGCAGAGCCAACCUGGCCCGACGGCUGCUGGCGGAGGGGGCGGAUGCGCAAGCGAGGGAUAGGAAUGGGGCGAAGGCGGCGAACUACGCGGGGGAGGAUGCGAGCAUGAAGACGGUGCUUCGGGAAUGGUACUACGAAUAUAUGUAAUCAAUUAUUCGUUAUUGAUUACCUAUAGUCUCGGUAUCCCCCGUCCACCCUAUUACAACAUCUGCGAUGAUUUUUCUAUCUUUGAGAACGGCACCGAUAUCAGGGUAGCCAAAGACAACGGCUAGAUACCACAGUGCAGUCAGCAUUGCUUCAUGUUUCGGCUAUCUCAAGGUCCAGACAACCUUCUCUAGUCCAACAUCCUUCUUUCCAAUGAACGCGUCGACCCAUUGAU
Molecule: messenger RNA, 4186 nt
Organism: Chaetomium fimeti
Lineage: Eukaryota; Fungi; Ascomycota; Sordariomycetes; Sordariales; Chaetomiaceae
Product: ankyrin repeat-containing domain protein
Exons: 8
Coding region: 364-3954 (1196 amino acids)
Biological process (GO): protein localization to ciliary inversin compartment
Cellular component (GO): ciliary inversin compartment
Molecular function (GO): protein binding
Source: RefSeq, a predicted model, not a curated record